Molecule: messenger RNA, 1297 nt
Organism: Hordeum vulgare subsp. vulgare (domesticated barley)
Lineage: Eukaryota; Viridiplantae; Streptophyta; Magnoliopsida; Poales; Poaceae
Product: protein TsetseEP-like
Exons: 1
Coding region: 23-1021 (332 amino acids)
Source: RefSeq, a predicted model, not a curated record
AAGUAGCAACACAAGCCUAGCCAUGACGAUGAGGAAGCGCCCCUCUUGGUCCUCCCUUCUGAUAGCAGCGCUGCUGCUUAUGUUUCUUCCAUUGUUUGCUCUUGCUGCGGGGAGGCAGAACUUGAUUACUAGAAACCCUCAGGGCGGCCCACGGGCUAACCCAAAUCCAGAACCACUACCAGGGAAACAACCAGAUCCAAACCCUCAACCAUUACCUGACCCACAACCACUUCCGGGAUCACGACCAGACCCAAACCCAAAACCACUACCCGAGCCUAAACCUCAUACAAACCCACAACCACUGCCAGAGCCACAACCUGACCCAAACACUCAACCAUUACUAGGACCACACCCUGACCAAAAUCCACAACCAUUGUCAAGCCAAAACAUGCACAUGUUGUUGAACCCACGGCCAAACCCAAACCCGCAGCUACUACAAGACCCACGGCCAAACCCAAACCCUCGGCCAUUACCAGGCCCACGACCUGAUCCAAAUCCACAACCAUUACCAGACCCAAACCCGAAACCAUCGCCAAACCCACAACCAAACCCAAACCCUCAACCAUUACCAGGAUUGCAGCCUGAUCCAAACCCACAACCAUUACCAGACCCAAACCCGAAACCAUUGCCGAACCCACAGCCAAACCCAGACCCUCGGCCGUUACCAGGACCACAGCCUGAUCCAAACCCACAACCAUUACCAGACAAAAACCCGAAGCCAUUGCCGGACCCAGAACCAAACCCAAACCCUCAGCCGUUACCAGGACCGCAACCUGACCCAAAUCCAAAACCAUUGCCGGACCCAAACCCGAAGCCAUUGCCAGACCCACAACCAAACCCAAACCCUCAGCCGUUACCAGGACCGCAACCUGAUCCAAACCCACAACCAUUACCGGACCCAAACCCACAACCACUGCCAGGCCCACUGCCUGACCCGAAUGCACAACCAGGACCACCACUUGGGACACAAGCAAAAGAAGAAAACGGGGAAGCAAACGUCCAAGAGGAACCAUUGGCAUGAGAUGUUCGGUUACACCAACCGUGCCAGAUAUAGUAUCAUCGUUACCUAUAUUUCCGGUUGGAUUAAAUAAGUGGUGUGUUGUAACCCAUCACCAUCAAGUCAUGCCAUGCUAUAUAAUGUCAAGAUCAAUCAAGAUUCGGGUAUGAUGCCCACGUAAAUCUUGUGAUUGUUCUUAUUUACUUUCCUGCCUUGUACUAAGGAUAAUGUUAUGUGUGUGCCGGUUGUACUACAAUUGUGUGAUGAUACAUAUAUUAAAUUUACUACUUUGUACCUUUA